Engraulis encrasicolus (European anchovy) is the source of this 420-nucleotide messenger RNA. It is a transcript of the gene tmem216, whose product is annotated as transmembrane protein 216. Gene Ontology annotation, biological process: non-motile cilium assembly. The record is from RefSeq and is a predicted model, not a curated record. The transcript has 5 exons. Gene Ontology annotation, cellular component: ciliary transition zone. NCBI's taxonomy places the organism in Eukaryota, Metazoa, Chordata, Actinopteri, Clupeiformes, Engraulidae. The coding region runs from base 1 to 420 and encodes 139 amino acids.
AUGGCGUCCAGAGGAAAAAGUCCAAUACUCUCCUCCGCACCACUUCAGGUGCUCCUGUACCUCAACAGUUGGUACUUUGCUGCCUUCUUCAUAGGAGAGUGCCUCAUGUUCAUCUACAAAGGAAUUCUGCUACCCUAUCCGCAACAAAAUCUCAUCCUAGAUGUCGUGCUGCUCUUCCUCUUUCUUGCCCUCGAAAUCCUCAGACUAUUUUAUGGCUGGAAGGGUAACCUGUGUGAGCGCUCCUUGGCCAUGUCUGUCAGCCUCAGUGUGCUGUUGCCCUGCGCAGCGCUGGCUGUCUACUAUCUCUACCUGCAGACGUUUGUCCUGCGGCUGGAGUUCAUACUCAACGCUAUACUGCUCUGCUUCUACGGCCUCGAGUUCAUCCUCGGAGUGAUGUGUGUCACCACUUUUUCAAGGUAA